Messenger RNA from Brassica rapa (field mustard), 1521 nucleotides. RefSeq names its product general transcription and DNA repair factor IIH subunit TFB5. Gene Ontology annotation, cellular component: transcription factor TFIIH core complex; transcription factor TFIIH holo complex. Lineage: Eukaryota; Viridiplantae; Streptophyta; Magnoliopsida; Brassicales; Brassicaceae. Gene Ontology annotation, biological process: transcription initiation at RNA polymerase II promoter; nucleotide-excision repair; nucleotide-excision repair, preincision complex assembly. The record is from RefSeq and is a predicted model, not a curated record.
AACAACUCCAUCUUCUAUAUAGCUUUGAUAGAUCUAAUUGCUUUCGUUCCACUGUAGAAACUUGACCUAGAUAUGCCUGGAAUGUUAGAUUUGGAAUCGAAAUAUGUUGUGAUGCUUAGGUAGCUCAAAACAAGUUACGGCAAUUAGGGUCAUUGUUGUAACAAGAAGGCUAAUGAUAUGGUUUUCCUUCUUUCAAAGAGGUUAAAGUUCAAUGGUUAAUGCAAUCAAAGGAGUGUUCAUCUCUUGGUUCGUUUCUCAAAGGUUAAAGUUGAUAGUGAACAUGAACAAUUCGAUGCCAUCGUCUCAGAGAUUCAUAAUUCAUGUACUUGAUAGUACUCACUUGUUUGUGCAGCCACAUGUUGAGCAGAUGAUUCGCAGCGCCAUUGCUGAGUUCAGAAAUCAAAACUCUUACGAGAAGCCUACUUAAGACCACAUCACCACCAUGCUUCUUCUUUUCAGAUUCGAAUAAACACUUCAUAAUUAAUAAGAUGGAGAGAGUUUGGCAAGAUUAGACUUACUCAUAUGCUUAUAGUGAAUAUUUGACGAAUUAUAUACUCUGUACCGGGUUUAGAAACAGUCUGUUUUCUCUGGUUAUGUUUGAUUAGGUGGAUAUUCAAAAUGAAAAAAAUUAGCCUUGUGAGAAACUCAUUGGCUAAUCAUGAUCUCACAGCAGAGAAAUAUCUUGCGGAUUCAAAUCUCCAUCUCUCGCAGUUGAGGAGUCCGCCGCCACUGACCUUGCCGGUAAAGAUCUAAUCGAUGGGACUACUCCUAUUCCCAUCUAGCUUUUGAUGAGUUUCUCUUUGCUCUAAGAAGUUGCAGUCUAGCUUUUGAAGUUCUCUACUGUGAUUUUGAGAACAAUAAAUCUGAGAAAGAAAAAGGUAAACAGGUUAUACAUUUAAAGAGUAAAUUUAGGUGUUUUUGUGUAAGUUUCUUCGUGAUUAGAGAUGUACAUCUCAUUUUUAAAGAUUUUUAAUUUGAAUAAUGUGACAAAUCUUAUAUUACUGCUUUCUACCAACCACUCUUCCGAAACAAAAUUAAACUAAGAAAACUGCUCGACGUGGGAUGGAAAAUAGAGAGACAACAAUGUAUACUCCACCGGAAAGCUUUGUUGUGGCUUACCUACCUUUAUUGUCUCUUUUCUUGUUGGAAAUUUAUGAUGCAAGGUUCCAAUAAGGAUAGGUCUUUCUUUCUUUUUAAAAAAAUUGAUGGAUGCAAUAUUUUUGUGGGACAUCUAUCAACAACAUCUAGGGUUUUCCAAACUUUUUAAAUAAUUGGACCAACCUUUCAAAAAUUUGUAACAUUCCACCAAGAAAAUUCAAGUUAGCCACUAAUAACUUAACAAACAACACACACAAAAUUAAUUUUAGAAACUUUAUACCACCUUUUUCUAAGCGCUAAAACUCCCUCCACAAUAAGAAAGCAAGUAAGUUCUGAAUUUCUAAUCGUUCCUCUCCUCUUUUUUUUUUCUAUUUACAAGACAUGACCAAACAUAAUUUCCUACCUUAAAUUAAAUUUACUAAA